Branchiostoma floridae (Florida lancelet) is the source of this 7485-nucleotide messenger RNA. RefSeq names its product serine/arginine repetitive matrix protein 2-like. The transcript is spliced from 44 exons. Gene Ontology annotation, biological process: actin filament bundle assembly. Lineage: Eukaryota; Metazoa; Chordata; Leptocardii; Amphioxiformes; Branchiostomatidae. Bases 176 to 5485 code for a protein of 1769 amino acids. Gene Ontology annotation, cellular component: actin cytoskeleton; plasma membrane. The record is from RefSeq and is a predicted model, not a curated record. Gene Ontology annotation, molecular function: actin filament binding.
UUCGCGGGUAUUUUUCAUCGAUCUCGCGAGAAGGCACGAGAAGGAGGCGUGGUUUUGUCUGGUUCUGAGAGUCGGCGGAAAACUGAGCCAUUCAUUUCCGUGCCGGAGAGUAACGUUACAGGCGGCACCGACUGAAAAUCUAGCCCCCUGAACAACCAAACAACAGAAGUUCACAAUGGGAGACACAGAAGUUCUGGCAGAUGUGACCAACACUGAUCAUGAUGUGGCCAUGAACGGAGACAAUGAGGUAUUUGAGGAUGGCAAAGUCUUCACACAGAAGACCUCCAUCACUCUGAAGAAGUCGAAUGCCUCCUCAUCCUCUGCACGAUCUGGAAGUCUCUCCGGUGACGAAGACAAGAAAGGGAUGAAGCGUGUCAGCAGGUCCUCGCGAACAAGUAGCACCAGUUAUGAGAAGAAGAAGAGAGAACCUGCACGGCUUGCCCCCAGCGCGUUUGCCAAAUUCCAGCAAGCUGACGCAGCGUCCUCCUCCGCCCCCGCCAAGAAAAUUAACAUCAAGCUGAGCCGCUCUGUGAGGGAUCGAGCAAGUGAGACUGACACCACCAUGUCUACUGUCAAACAGAUCCAAGACUCAUCAGACAAGUGUAAGACAUGUGGGAAGAGGGUAUAUCCGGUGGAGAAGCUUGUUGCAGACAAGAACGUCUACCACAACACCUGCUUCAAGUGUGCUGAAUGCAACAGGACUCUUAGGGUGGGUACGUACGCCUCCAUCGACGGAGCCAUCUACUGCAAGCCCCACUUCCAGCAGCUGUUCAAGCUAAAGGGCAACUAUGAUGAGGGCUUCGGCAAAGAGAGGGCGGUCAAGAAGUGGCCUGCAGCCCAGGGUGACCUUCCCCAAGACAACCUUCCCAAGGCUGAGGAACCUGCCAAGAAGCAGCGCAGGGGAAGGGAUGGAGAUGCAGAUGAAUCUGAUGAUGACAAAGAGGAACAGGAAACCCCUUCAUCUGACAAGAGUGCAGGUGAUGACAACAAAGAAGAAAAAAUGACAAGUGCAGCACCAGUUACUAACAAGACUGCAACUGCAAAGGAAAAGUCUGAGGGAAAGUCCUCUUCACCAGAAAUCAGUGCAGGUGAUGACAACAAAGAGGAAAAGAAGACAAGUGCAGAACCAGUUACUAACAAGACUGCAACUACAAAGGGAAAGACUGAGGAAAUGUCCUCUUCACCAGAAAACAGUGCAGGUGAUGAUGACAAAGAGGAAAAGAAGACAAGUGCAGAACCAGUUACUAACAAGACUGCAACUACAAAGGGAAAGACUGAGGAAAUGUCCUUUUCACCAGAAAACAGUGACAACGAUGAUGAUGAUGAUGAAGAUGAUGGAAAGAAGGUCCAGGCAACAUUGGUUACCAACAAGACUGCACCUUUAAAGGAAAAAGCUGAUGGCAAGUCCUCUACACCAGAACACAGUGAUGAUGAUGGAAGUGAAGAUGAAAAGACCCAUCCAACAACGGUUACUAACAAGACUACAGCUUCAAAUGGAAAAUUGCCUUCAGCACAAGAGAAAUCAAGUGCCACUACCAGUGAUGCUGCCCGCAAAGAGAGCCAUGGAAACAGCAAUGUUUCCUCGAAGACCAAGUUCUUCCUAGAGAAGAUACAAGACAGCAAAGUUGAUUCCCCACCUUCAACAAAGAAUACACCUGUUCCAUCAGAUGUUACAAAGGAGAGCAAAGUCCGCUCGUUGAAGAGCAGAUUUGCUGACAAAUACAAAGAAAAAGACAGUGGAGUCCCUUUCUCAAAGAAGGCUGUGCUCACAAACAAGUCAAAGGAAAGCAAGGAGUCCCUUAAGACUGCUACUGUAAAGGAGACUACAGACGAAAAGAUCUCUUCUCCACAAAACACUGUCCAAGCGGACAAGGCAGAAGACAGCAAAGUUCCUUCUUCACUGAAGAGCACAUCUGACUCAGUGGAUAAGAAAAAGGACAGCAAAGUUUCUACCACAUUGAAGACAACAACUACGAAGGAAAAAACAGACACAAAGUCCUUGCCUCCAGAAAACACAACAUCUACGAAGGAAAAAACAGACAGAAAGCCCUUGCCUCCAGAAAACACAACAACUACGAAGGAAAAAACAGACGAAAAGUCUUUGCCUCCAGAAAACAUUGCUCUCAGAGACAAGGCAAAGGACACUCCAACUUCAGUGAAGACCAAGUCCUCAAAGUUUAAAGAUUGGGAUACUCUGUUAUCGCAAAAGUCACCUACAAAGGACAAAGACAGGAAGUUCUCUUGGUCAGAAAAGACAAAACCUUUAGCAACACCACCUAAGGAUAUCGAAGACCAAAAAUCAACACCUCCUAAAGAUAUUACUACAGACCAAAAGUCAACACCUCCUAAAGAUAUUACUACAGACAAAAAGUCAACAGCUCCUGAAGAUAUUACUACAGACAAAAAGUCAACACCUCCUAAGGAUAUUACUACAGACAAAAAGUCAACAGCUCCUAAAGAUAUUACUACAGACAAAAAGUCAACACCUCCUAAAGAUAUUACUACAGACAAAAAGUCAACACCUCCUAAAGAUAUUACUACAGACAAAAAGUCAACACCUCCUAAAGAUAUUACUACAGACAAGAAAUCAACAGCUCCUAAAGAUAUUACUACAGACAAAAAGUCAACAGCUCCUAAAGAUAUUACUACAAACAAAAAGUCAACAGCUCCUAAAGAUAUUACUACAGACAAAAAGUCAACAGCUCCUAAAGAUAUUACUACAAACAAAAAGUCAACAGCUCCUAAAGAUAUUACUACAGACAAAAAGUCAACAGCUCCCAAAGAUAUUACUACAGACAAAAAGUCAGCAGCUCCUAAAGGUAUUACUACAGACAAAAAGUCAACAGCUCCUAAGGACAUCACAGAUAAAAAGUCAACACCUCCACAAAAGUUUGUGACCCCGGACAGUGGUGUGGAUGUGGAGUCCCCCUCCAGCCAGAAGAACAGCAGGAAGUCCAGCCGCUCCAAGAGCUUCAGUGAGGAUGAGGAGGAGGAGGGGAGGAAGAGGACGGGGAGUACCACCAAGGCCUCCGAUACUCCUCAGCAGCUGCUGUCAGUCAAGGAGAGAAUGGCCAUGUACCGCCAGUCUGCUGAACACCCAAGCUCUGAAAAGAUAAAGGUCAAAAGUAACAGGACACCCAUAAUGCCCAAAUCAGCCCAGAAUGUGAUGUCCCGAAUGGAAAGGUAUCAGAGUGAGAUCAGUUCAUCUGGGGAAGCCCGUAAGUCCACCGGCGGCGACGACAGGAAAACGGUUGCCACGGGAACCCUGGCCGACCUCCGCAAGCGUUGGGAAAGCGGGGACCUCCUGACGUACCAGGAGAAGGAGUCCACGUCAGGGACGACCACCGGAGAUGAGAUGGAGGAAACGGUUGUGAAGAGCACCACCCAGUCCCACAAAGCCAUCAUCAGGCAGGAGGAAGCCAUUGUCGCCCAAGAAAUCAAGGCAGGCAGGACCAAGUCUCAUGGCUACAAGAAUUACGACCAGAAGCCAAGGGACAGUCAAGGGAUGCGUGCUUCCUCCUCCGACCACGACAUGAAUGGCGUCGUUGACAACGGCAGGUCGUCGCCGUAUGGAGACGAGGAAUUUGAACAGUCCAAUUUCGAAAGUGGACGACGGAGUUCCACCGGCGAUGUGGAGGUUGUGAAGUCGACCACACCAACUGCAGAUGACCGGGAUCUUGUGAAAGCUGGCACCGCCUCCAAUCUCAAGAAGAGGUGGGAGAGCGGAGAUCUUCAGAAUUACAGGGAGCGAUCUGGUUCCUCUUCCUCUUCGAGCAGCGAAUCAACCAACGACGCAGAAGAAGAGUCUGUAAGCACCGUUACCUCCUGGUCCGUGGAGGAAACCAAAUCAGCUGCCCCGAAACCUCAACCAACUCCAAAAGAGGUGCCCCAGCCAGAGCGCCGAGAGAUGAAGAAGUCAGAAAGCCUCAAGAAGCGGUAUGAAGAAAAGUUGGAGAAGAAAGAAGCGAAGGAUGAGGAAAGAGAAGAAGCACCUCGGAGGGCUCUGAAUAGGGCACCAAGCUUUUCCAGGACAAUGGCAGCAAAGUUUGAGAAGGGCGCUGUCCGAAGUCGCAGUAGCUCUAGCAGCUCCAGCUCCCAGGAGCAGGAUCUGGAUGCGGAAGUGGUUCGUGCCACAUCUCACCAUCACAAAGAGAAACCUGACAAGGUUGACACCCCUGACAACGAAGGUAGUUCAGAUGUGGAUGAAGAGGUGUGUGAAGGCUUCACAACGACUUCCCAGUUUCCAGAAACUUGUCUGGGGAGUCCGUCAUUGUCAGAUAUCGCUGCCCAACUGUCAAAAGGCGGGAUAUUCCCUUUCCUCUUACACAGCCCCAAACCAAAACAUGUUGUUAAUCUGGGUCUGUCUGCCCGUCUGAGAUCGAUGUUUGAGAAGGGAGAUGUGCACAAUAUCGAGGCUCCUGCCAGGAAGAGUCCAGUGGCUAUCCCUAGGAGCACCAGCACUCCUGACAUCUCUAAGGCAGGAAGGAGGGACAGUACCAGCAGCAGCAGUAGUGAGGAGGGGGAAGCCCACGCUGUGAAAACUAGCUUCAGCGAUGAUGAAGCUGAAAUUCGCAAGGCUGAAAUCAAAGGCCCCUCUGCCAAGUCCCUGAGAGCCAUGUUUGAGACCAGUAAGACAGAGGACUCAGGACCUACUGCAGUUCCCAAGGCCAAACCAAAGAGCAUUUCCCUGUUUAAAACACCACCCAUGGAGAAGUGCAGGGCCUGUGGGAAGACUGUCUAUGCCAUGGAGAAGAUUGCCACAGACCACGACACGUUUCACAAGAGUUGCUUCAAGUGUGACCAGUGCAAGAAAGUACUCAGUUUGGGUACUUUUGCUGGUAUUCAUGACAAGCUCUACUGCAAGCCCCACUUCAAGCAGCUCUUCCAGUCCAAGGGCAACUAUGACGAGGGCUUCGGCCACUCGCAGGCCAAGUCCAAGUGGGCCCCGAAAUCCGACAGUCCCGAGGAGAACGCCCAAGAAAAGCAGCAGAUUGAGGAGGUUGCGGAAGUGAAGCAGCCUACUCCUGUGAGGCGGCCCAGAAGCGCUGAUCUCGAGGAGUUUGAUGACAAGCCUUCCGUUCAGGACGACCAAGAUGAUGAGGAAUUUGAGGCGAGGCGUCCUGUCCCUGCAAAGCGACAGAGCCUUCCUAAAAGUGAAAGUUCCUCAGAGAGUGAAAAGGAGGAGGAAGAAGAGGUGGUGACCAGAAGAAGCCGGUCCUCAUCUUCAAGCAGUGAUAGGGUGGCCAAAGGUCGUAGCCAUUCCGCAAGCAGCGGGGAGGGGAGCAAAGGUCGUAGUCACUCCGCAAGUAGCGAGGAAAGGCGCACCAAGAGGCGGUCCGGUUCAUCGUCAAGCAUGGAUGAAGAAGACAGGCGGCAGCGCGAGCUUUCACUGAAGGAAGGGAGUGUAGAAGAGGAGAUUAAACGGGCUCGACUCUACCGCCAGAAACUUCUACGGGAGAGUUCUCAAGACGAGGAGGACUGUUAAGUCCCCUUCCUUGUCCAUAUGUCUGUUUUGCCUACUUUGAUCUUUGAGUGCGCAAAUGAUUCUAGGAUUUCCGCUGUUGCUUCACAGUUCAAUGUAGGUUUUGUGAUUUGUCUUCUAAUUGUCUGUACUUUCCUCUGAUCUUAACUAUGUCACAUCGUACUCUAACCCAGCAUGGAUUGAAGGAGGCAAACCUCUCAAGAAUUUGUGCAUGAACAUGUUGUCUUUUGCCAGUGCCAGCUGUAGUGUAUAUAACAACUACUGUACCUAAUGUGCCAUAAACAGAGUAUUACAAUUUCUAUCCCUAAAGACUAUUGCAGGAGACUAAAAAAUGUAUAAUCUACUUGAUUGAAAUAGUCAUAUCUGGCUUUCUGUCUACAUUGUGUGUUUGCAACAGCCUUUCUCUCAAGCUUUGCGUAGCAGUGCCACCUGGCAGACUUGUACAGUAUUGCAGUUCAAUGCACUUGUUAUAAGAUACUGAUUAAUGGCAUGAAAGUGCUGCUACAUGUAAGGGUUCAUGAUUGCUGGAAUCGAUAAUGAAAAUGCAGUGGAAAAUGUUUCACACCAGAAUGAAAUAGCAGCAAACUUUGUGCAAUGAAUGAAUAAUGUUUUUAGUACAUUGCCAAAGAGAUGGUGUACUCUUGGGGUUUGGGAAGAGGGGUUUUGUAUGAAGAUCUGCAUGACAGUAUUGUCCGCAAUGAUGCAAUAAGCUGGUAAAUGUAAAAUGCACUUCAAUUAUGAGGUAUAGAAUUGGGGAAAAACAGGCAUGGCUCUGCAUUGUUCACUACAGCGAAUGCCUAGUUACAGUAACUAAUUCAAGAUUUUGUCUAAUUGUAGUAAUUAGGACUGAGGCACAUGUAUUACUCAAGACAUAUAGAGAAAAACAAUAUUUCAAGAGUAGCUUGUUUGGUAUACAGUAUGCAGGGAAUGUAUAGAUUACCAACUAGUCAUGGAUUAAGUAUUACGGAAAAACUUCUAACAGAGUUCAUAACAUUGUAUGUCUACUUGAUUUAUUAUCUUGAUAACACUAUAUACCAUUUAGAUUCCUCUCAAGCUGGGCUUGAUAACCUUUUGGGACAUAGUACAUAUACUUACCAGCAAAUGUGUUUCACAGCUCUGAUUGGCUAGAGAUCGGCAAAUCACAUGGCUCCAAUUACCAUAUCUGUUUCAUACAUUCCAAUGAGUGGGCAAAUAUGCAGCUGAAGGUGACAUCACAAAAUGACUAACCUUGGACUAAAACCUAAUUGUUGUUUCCAUAUUAUGAAACUGAAACCUUGCCAUUUAUGUAUCGAUAGGAAUGUUAUUGUAAACAACAACCACAGAUAAUCUCAGAUUGGUCUUGGGAGUUAUGUAUAAAAUAUGUUAAAGAAAAAUGAUAAUUUUCACAUUGUUGUUUUUUAUGUUUAUGUUAUCUUUCCAAAAAGGUGGUUCCUUGCUAUUGUUAUUUUGUUAAAACAUUCCUAUGAAAAAUUUAAUUCUCUACUUAACAAUCUCUAUCUACUUACCAAAUUUCUACUUAAUGCCAUAAUGCUUAACGGACAUGUACGAUUACUGCUUACAUUUUGAAUACUGUUUUUGUGCAUGCUUUUAAAGGAAUUCGUAAUAGAUAAUAAUAAGGUGAUUUGAAAUUCAUUCCACAUGGGACAUUCCAACUUGUGAUUCAUGUUUUUGCUAAAUGACCUGCUUUGCGAAAUGUUGCAUUAAUAUAUCCCUGAAUAUUUUUUGCAUUUUGAUGUAUACUAGAUUGCUACAAUGUAUGGGAACACAUAUUGUUAUGCUUAGUCAAGGCUAGCCUGGUUUAUUUACACAAUACAUUUAAUAGAGAUUUUGACCUGGAGAUAAUAUUCUAAGAGAAAUAAAAGUUUCCAAAGAUUUGAGGUGAUUAAACUUCACUGAUCAAGAUAUAAGCUUUACAUUGUAUAAAAGUAGAAUGUUCUGAGCGUUUUAUUCAAAAUUUUGUAAAGCGUAUAAUAAGGUUCAUGGAAUAAAGGAAAUGAUUUUCA